UGCGUGGACAACAAACAUUAUUUGAUAUUUAAUUGUCGGGUAUAGAACAAGUCAAUAUUAAGUAGACUUUGAAGAAUUGUGUUGUUACAUAGUUAUUACAAGAGAUAUGAAAAUUAAAACGCUUCUUUGUGUGAUAUUCUGUUCUUGGAUAGGACUGGUUGAAGCAGAAGAGAAGCUAGAACUUAGAUCCGUUCUUCUACAGAUACUAAACAAAGUGAAGACAGAUGCACAAGCAGGUACUCUGACUGGAAUCGGCCUAGUCACUUCACCAAAUGAAAAAUCGUCUGAUCGAGAUAAUGAAAUACCGGAACAAUUCAGCAGCAAUUAUGACGCGUCUGAUGAGCUUGACAAUGACCAAAAAGGCAUAAUUAAAGAGGCGAUUGAAGAAAUAAACGCUGAUAUAAGCAAACUUAAAGCAAAAUACAUAAUUGAGCUGGACAAUAUUGCUUAUAACGAGACCGAUUACAUCGUUCAGAAUUCUGAAAACGAUGACAACAGGGUACAUAAACACAGCGAAAAAGACAAAGAACAGGAAUAUGACAGUCUAAUCAGAAAAAUGAAUGACGCUGCAAAAAAUCUUUUACUGAUGCGUAUAAAACUUGCAACCGAUUUUGGAAUUACUGAUGACGACAUGCGACUUUACUCCAAUGAAGCUAGUAAAAUAACGAAAACACAAAACGAAAAGUUAUCACUAAAAGAGUCUGCAGCACAUUUGCUUAUGAAGAUCUUUGCUGAUAUUGAAUCAGACAAAGAAAAUGAUGCUGAAGUUCUACAAGAGAACGGACAGAAACUGGAACAAACAGAAGACGAACUGAAACUUAUUCUUCUAAAUGCUCUGAAAAAGGGAAAUCAGAAUGUACUCACAAAAACAGGAAACAAUGGUAAUAUUAAGACAAGAUUAGAUUCGCCGGACCAACAAGUUGGAGGAGAUUUCAUGGAGACAUCGUUACAAGAUAGAAAUUACCACAGCAAACAUUGUUCGGGCUUCACAAGACCUUGUGGUGGUUGGUCUCCAAUGUGCUGCGAAUUAGGUGUCGUAAAGAAGAAGAAGAUUCGCCUGUGCUGUAGCUUCAUUAAAGGUAGCAUGAAAAGUAUUGAUGACUUAUCGGGAAUUUGUCUUCCGAAUCCGUUUGGAAAUCAGGAAUGUGCGAACUAAACAGAAACAAUAAGACAUACAUUAAAAUUUUGUAGAUAGCUAGAUCUACACGAUAAACUUGUGUGUAUUGUACAGUUCUGAUAUUUCAUUUUAUGUUUUCAGUGUUGCGUUAACAGAACAGUUUAUACGAUAUAUCAUAUUAGAGUAUUGCCAUAAGUUUUCGACGAAAAUUAUCCGGAUGCUAAAUUUCAAUAAUGGACUAGUCCAUCUUCCAUUUUGGGCAGUACCAUUUAUCAUUUAAAGAGGUGUUUAUUGAAAGUUUACUGCCUGAAUAGCGAACCGUGCAGACCAUGAUCAGACUGCACGGAUGUAUAGGCUGAUCUUGGUUUACACUGGUCGCAAAGGCAGAAUCAAUCGUGUCCGGCAUGAUAAGGGUUAAAAUGAUACAUUUUUAAUAAUUUAUAGACGUUGUUAUUUGCUUGAUGUUGUGAUGUACAUCUCAAGACCGGGAUAUUUAAGAUCUUUUGUUUGGGCAGAUAUAGUACUUUGAAAAGCAAAACUACUACUUUUUUCAUUAUUCCUGCAGCAAAGUCUUUAUGUUUCAAGAACUAAAUAUAUCAUCCAAAAGCUUUUCAGUAGGAACAUGUUCAAUUUUGAGGAAGUAUUUAUAUCGCUUUAAAUCUGUAGCUUAAAGUGUAUCUUUCGUAGAAAAUGUCCCGGUCCAUAAAAUUUGUAAAUAAUGUUUGGAUCGGUAUUAGUUUUUAAGAAGCAUAUUCCUUUUAUGCUACAUAAUAUACAACGUAAUUUUUAUGACUAUUUACUUAAACAUAAACUCAUAUUAUAACAAUAUGUUAUAGAAACUUCUAAAUUAAAAAAAAAAAAAAAAAAGCAGACUUGUUGAAAUUUACAAUGACAGAAUUCCAAUCAAAAUGGAUUUUAUAUGCUCAUCUUAAACAUAAUCGAUGUACUUAGGAAAUAUUCUGUCAUGAAAUUUUGUGUUCUUUAGAGCGCUGAACAUCGCCAAUAUUUUCUUGGAAUAUUGAAAAAUAGUGUUGUGAUAUCGCAAAUACGACAUGGACAGAUUCAGUCAAACCGAGUCUGCUAUUAUUCGUCUUGGUUGCAUUGUUUGCUUCAAGGGAUUUUUUGUUCAGAUUUUAUUGGUUAGAUGAACUUUAGAGCAAACUCAGCUUUACUAUUAUCACUCUCAUUAUAUUGUAUUUGAAGACAAUAAUACCUUUCUGGGCCAAAGCAAUAGAAUAUACAUUAAAAAAGGUUUUGACAGAGCUUUGUCACACUGUUUAUAAUUAUAGAAAUACCAUUCGACCCCAAAACACAUUUAUUUCAUGGUCAAACCUAUUACAUGAUUUCUCCAUUGAUUUGUAUCAAGAUAUACAUGAAAUGUACACUGUAAAAAAUUUAUUUGAAUGACUUAGUUUAUUGUGUGACUGUAGUGAUUGGAGCAACAUCUUGGUUGUGUAGUAAAUGAACAUGAUUUUUACCACCAUUAAAGCGUCGUCUAGUUGUGGUAAUAGAUGCAUUAGUUGGACGACCAUUAAACGAUAGAACACUAUUAUCCUUAUACAUCAACUCAUUGGAGUUUUCUAAAACAGCUUUCUUUCAAACGGAAACUGACGUGCGAAAUACUUCUCCCGUCUUGAAAUUCAAAACGUAGAUAUAAGCAAAAUUUCAGGUAUGUUUUUUUUCAGGUAACGUUUCAGAGGUUGAGAAAAAAACUGACGUUUUAAGAUGUGUUAGUGUCAUGUAUGUACUAUUUUUGUUGUAAUCUUAUCAUAAUACAUUUAAUAUUUCUGUACAGAUAUGCUGAUUAAAACUGCUUCUAACCACU
Molecule: messenger RNA, 2942 nt
Organism: Mercenaria mercenaria
Lineage: Eukaryota; Metazoa; Mollusca; Bivalvia; Venerida; Veneridae
Exons: 3
Coding region: 107-1156 (349 amino acids)
Source: RefSeq, a predicted model, not a curated record